Tuber aestivum (summer truffle) is the source of this 1949-nucleotide messenger RNA. Lineage: Eukaryota; Fungi; Ascomycota; Pezizomycetes; Pezizales; Tuberaceae. The record is from the annotation of a GenBank genome assembly.
AUGGCCAUUCCGGUAUUUUGGACUACGGCACCGGGGCUCGCCCUGGGGCUCUGCCUAGCAAGUUUCAUAGCGACUAUAGUCUACUUUGUCAAAGGAACCUCAAGAGGCAAGAACUUUCCUCCGGGACCACCUACACUGCCAAUUCUCGGAAAUAUGCACCUUGUGCCACAAGAGAGGCCAUAUUUAAAGUUUACGGAAUGGGCAAAGCAAUAUGGUGGCAUCUAUUCAAUCAAGAUUGCCAAGCAGACCAUUGUCCUCAUCAGCGAUGUCAAGAUUCUCAAGGAGUGAGUGCAUAUUUCUCCCAAUACUUUUAUCUGGGGCCCCUUCUAAUUUGUCUCUUAGAUUGUAUGAUAAACGUGGCGCAAUCUAUUCGUCUCGGCCUUUACCUCACAUUGGCGCUGAGGUUGUCUGCCCGGACCAGACUCAUAUUAUUUUCAUGCCAUACGGCGAGACCUCCCGUAGCUACCGUGCACAGUACCAUCAGUUCAUGGGCCCCGGAAAGGUGGAACAGAUCCUGCCUUGGCAAAGCGCUGAAGCAACACUCCUGUUAAAGAAGAUUGCUACGAGUCCGGAUAGAUACUACGAGCACACUAUGCGUAUGGCCACGGCUAUCAUCUUGGAGUCAGUAUUUGGUGUCUUGCCAAAGGAUUACGACGAUCCGGAGGUCACUGAACUUUGGACGGUGCAAAGAGAGUUCUCGGAGGUUUUGGCCUUGACGGGUCCACCUGUCGACCACUUUCCCUUCUUGAAAUGGCUCCCUGACAUCGUAUCACCUUGGAGAAUCCAUGCCCGAAACAUUCGUGCCAUGCACAGAAAACUCUACUUUAGACUCCUCAACCUCAACAAAGCGAGGAUGGAGAAGGGAGAGCGAUAUGGAACAUUUGUGGAAAAACUGAUCGAUGAUAGACCCAAACACGGUCUCAGCGACGAACGAAUGGCCUAUGUUUGUGCGACUUUGGUGGGUGAUCCUAGUUAGUAUAAACUUUUGAAUUUGAAUUAACGCCUCUGUAGAUGGAAGCAGGAAGCGACACUACUGCGUCUCAAGCCCUUGACUUCAUGAUGGCGUUACUAGCAUUCCCGAAUGUCCUUAAGAAGGCUCAGGAGGAGGUCGACCGAAUAUGUGGAACAUCGAGAUUGCCUACUCUUGACGACCGUGACCAAAUGCCGUACAUUGAAGCUUGUAUCAACGAGGUAUGUAAAGCUAUCCGUCGCUUGUGAUAUCAGUCUAAUCAUCUUCCAGGUUCUUCGAUGGAGACCUCCACUACCAUAUGGUGCCCCCCACCUGCUCAUGAAAGGUAACUUGUCUCGGCCAAGCAUUUGUCAUAGGCAAGAAGAAAAAGCAUCUAAUAUCCGGGAACAGAUGAUUGGUACGAAGGCUACUUCAUGCCCAAAGGAACGGUCCUAUUCCAGGUCCAAUGGUAGGUUAUUCUGCCCGCCCGCCUGUUGAUAUGUUAACGCAAGAUAGGGCAAUGAAUAUGGAUGAAAGCGUCUACGAAAGGCCUCAAGACUUCGUGCCAGAACGCUACAUCCGGAACCGUUUUGGGACAAAGUUCGACGCCGAGAAGGACGCCGAAACUGGUCGCAAGGAGCAGUACGGUUUCGGUCUCGGCCGAAAGAUUUGCCCGGGUCAAUGGUUUGCCAGGAACACACUCGUGAGUUACCCACCCCUACCUCGGGGUAUUGGUUUUGGUGCUGAUGCAACACAGUUCGUCCUCUUUGCCAAACUCGUCUGGGCAUUCGACAUGAAGAUCCCUACGGACCCCAAGACAGGAAAGCCGGUCCCUCUAGACACGGACGUGCGCACAGCGUUCAUGGACGGGCUAACCACCACACCCUUCAAAUUCCCCAUCGAUUUCAAGAUCCGGUCGAAGGCCCACGAGGAGGCCAUGAAUGCCGACCUCGUUGAGUCGGACAAAGUCUUUGCCAAAUAUGGUGGGGCUACAGUUUAA